Molecule: messenger RNA, 3773 nt
Organism: Prinia subflava (tawny-flanked prinia)
Lineage: Eukaryota; Metazoa; Chordata; Aves; Passeriformes; Cisticolidae
Gene: NALF1
Product: NALCN channel auxiliary factor 1
Exons: 3
Coding region: 15-1301 (428 amino acids)
Biological process (GO): calcium ion import across plasma membrane
Cellular component (GO): plasma membrane
Molecular function (GO): stretch-activated, monoatomic cation-selective, calcium channel activity
Source: RefSeq, a predicted model, not a curated record
UGCGUUCCCAAAAUAUGACCAGGGGUGCUUGGAUGUGUAGUCGGCAGUAUGAUGACGGCUUAAAAAUCUGGUUCGCACCCCGGGAGAACGAGAAACCCUUCACGGAUUCAGAGAGGGCUCAGAAAUGGCGACUGUCCCUGGCAUCGCUCUUGUUUUUCACGGUCCUGCUCUCUGAUCACUUGUGGUUCUGCGCCGAGGCCAAAUUCACGGGGACCGGAGAGAAGGAGCAGCCGCCGCCCGAGAAGCCGGAGCCCGCGGAGCCGGAGCUGCUGGCGGGCAUGGGGGAGCCGGCGCCCCCCGCGCCCCGGCUCCUCGCCCCCCCCUCGCCCUCCCUCCCGCCCUCCCCCGGCAGCAGCGGCGGCGGCGGCCGCGGCAGCCGCACCAACGGCACCGAGCCCCGGCAAGGCAAGGCUGCCUUCCUGGGGAACUCCACCGCCAGGCCCCUGGAGACGUGCCCGCCCCCGGGCUCCUCGUCCGGGCAGUGCUUCAGCGUGGGCGACGCGGAGGCGGUGUGCCGGCGGCGAGGGGGCGAGGGGCGGCCGCGGGGCACGGGGCACAGCCCGGCGCCCGGCUGGGACCUGACGGAUUUUUACCUUUCCUUUUGUAAUUCCUACACACUUUGGGAGUUGUUCGCCGGGUUGUCCGAUCCGGACACUUUGAACUGCAGUCUGGAUGUGGUGCUGAAGGGGGAAGGCUCCUGCAGCCAGUGCGUCCAGGCUUACCAGCGCUACGACCAGCACGCUCAGGAGAAAUACGAAGAGUUUGAGGUUAUGCUCCAGAAAUAUUUACAGUCGGAUGAGUACUCGGUGAAAUCGUGUCCUGAGGAUUGUAAGACUGUCUACAAAGCCUGGCUCUGUUCCCAGUAUUUUGAAGUUACACAGUUUCACUGCAGAAACAGAAUUCCUUGCAAGCAAUACUGUUUGGAGGUUCAAACGAGGUGUCCCUUUAUAUUACCAGACAAUGAUGAUGUCAUCUAUGGAGGACUAUCAAGUUUCAUCUGUACAGGGCUCUAUGAAAACUAUCCAACCAAUGCAGAACCAGAAUGCUGUGAUGUCAGAUGGGGACUAUUAUCAGAUCAUCAACCCAAAGGGACUAUAAAAACAAGUGGCUCAACAAUGUGUCACAGGACAUCGCUCACAGUUUCAUCAGCAUCAAGACUGUGUAACAGCAGACUUAAACUGUGUGUUCUUGUAUUAAUUCUCUUACAUACAGUACUUACAGUCUCAGCAGCACAGAACUCAACAGGACUGGGCUUUGGAAGCAUAACAACUUUCGAAGAUAAUUCAACCAAUGAGGAAUAAAAGAAAGGAUUCAUCUUACACGAUAGAAACAAAAGAGGCCCAAACUACUACAGUCAAAAAUAACAAGGACUGAGUGCUUUACCCUCAGAUGUCUUCUUGAAUGACCUUUUGGGUAAAAUGAAAAGAAUGGGCCGCUACCCAAACAACAAGGACACACAAACACAGCUUUUUAUUGACUAAAAGGCUGUUUGGUGACUUAACUUUCUCACACCAUUUUAUACACUGUGUUUUAAUGUUUGGAGUUUCUUUUUUUUUGUUUGUUUGUUUUUUGCACUUGUUAAUACAGGAUUUUAUUUUUGGGACAGUUUCUCAAAGCUAAAUUAAGUCUUUUCUCUGUCGAUAUAUUUCUAGUCAUUGUGUGUGUUCAUCUGAUAGUUCUGUCUUUUAUGUCCUGUCAGUUUCUAUUAGAGGAAUGACUGCUAUGAUUUCAUGACAUAGCAAAAAAAAAAAAAGGAAAAAAAAAAAAAAGGAAAAAAAAUUAAAAAAAAGGGAAAAAAAAAAGAAAAAAGAACAGGAAAAAAAAAAAAAGGAAAAAAAAAAAAAAAAAAAGAGAAAAAACCCCCAAACAAAAAACCCAAAAAAGCCCACAAAAAACCCCAAUAAAAACCCACAAAAAGAACAACUAAAUGAAAUUUAACCAAAAAAUAGAAAACAAUAAGAAAAAUAAAAGAGAAGAAAAAAGCAACUACAAAAAGAACCCCAAACAAACUUUACUGUCCUCUUAUCCAUGGGAACCAUUCAUCUCCUUUCCCUUUCACAUCUACGGUCACAGACAACAUAAAUUUACUUCUGUCUGUGUAAUCACAAUGAAUGGGUACACAAUUGCAGUGUGCCUCUGCCACUGUUGCACAAAACAGUUGACUGAGCAAACCCAAAAGGAGCAUGAAGGGGGUUCCUUUUAGCUGAACAAACAAGUGCUCUCCUUACAAGGUGGGAUCGGACAGUUAAAAAGUAUAAAGAAAUAUAUAACAAACUGUUGCUCCAAUACCCGUUUUGAAGAAGUCCAGUCCUUUCUCACUGGUCAGUUGAACAGGAGCAGCCUUUUCUAGAUAUGUUAAGUAAAACCAGUUAUGCUCAGCAAGUUGAAUAGUUGGGAAGCCUUCAUAUUGGAGGUGAAGGAUUGACAUUCAUUGUGAAUCACGUUUUGAGUUCUCCUGCUGUCACAUAACCAGCAGCUUUUCAUAACAAAUGGGAGUCAAGAACUUCCCAAAUUCAACUCUUUUUGUCACAACAAAAUUAUACUGGAAGUCUUUUAGCAUCUACAAUACAAAUUAUCUCCUUGGUUUGAUUCCAUUGUUUUUCUAUUAUCUACAUGUUGUUGAAAGUAACUCUAGUUUAUUAAGGAUGCACAAGAAUGUGUUAGCACAGAUAAAGAAACUAUUUUUUUUUAAAUAUAUAGGACAACCGUUUUCAUAAAUGUGCAAUAAAAACAGUAAAUAUAUACUAGGAUAUGAGUAGUCAAGAGAAAAGAUUGUAAUAUGAUUGUUGGUUUUUCAUCGUUUGGGGUGGUUUUGAAUUUGUUUACUUUUAUUUUUUAUGGGAACAUUUCACCUGCUGAGUGUAUGAGAAUUUGCUUUUUAAAAAGGCUUUUUAGAGUUUACAGUAGAAUCAAUGGAAGGAAAAGUUAAUAAGGGCUGUUUUUAAAAACUUUACAUUCCUUCCUAUUCUCUAACUACACUUGGGAAGUGCACUUUAGAGAUGUUUGCUGUGUAGCUGGGAAAUGAAGGAAAACUAUAGAAAAUGUUCUCUUAGGAAAUAAAAUAUAGUUACCUACUUUCUAGCUAUAAAAUACCCCUUGAUAAAUAUUAAUGUUGUAAGAACAUUUAAUCACUGGUGCAUAAUGCAUUUUUGUAUACAAUUUACAGUCUGUUAAAUUCUGGAGAAAAACAAGAAGAAGAUAACCAUGCUGCUUAAGCGGUUCAAGAUGCACAUGUUAAGCUACGAAGCUCAAAUUUUUUGCAAGAGUAUUUGUUUUGAUAGUGUUUUGCUACAACCUGGACUGAGGAGCCUAAAAUGAUCUGUGCAAAUAUGACAACAACAAAAAGCACCAGCUAAUGCAAAAUUCUUCAGCACUGGUUUGUUUCUAUAAUUCCUCCCUUCGCUUCCUUGCACAUGCUAUAUUUUGUUCAAUAAAACAUGGUGCUUUUUAUUUAUUUUCUUUUCUGUUAGAGCCACAUGUAUUAAUUGCAGUGAAUUGAUGCAAAAUUGGGGGAAAAUGUAGAAAUGCAAAAGAAAAAGCCUUAACUAAUGGUAGAAUGUAGACUUUUGAAGGACAGAAAUGUUACUGAAAAGUGAUGGAGCAAUAACUGGGCAGUGCUCUGGUACUUUACAACAGCUGAUAAGUCACACUACUAAGAAAGCUCUUACUAGGUGAGCUCUUGUUCAACUGACCUCUUAAUUCUAGUAAGUGUACAUGGUCAGUAAACAGUUUGUUAUAACCUUUAUCUACCUCUGCUGUGCAAAGGCCAUCCA